Molecule: messenger RNA, 1701 nt
Organism: Peromyscus leucopus (white-footed mouse)
Lineage: Eukaryota; Metazoa; Chordata; Mammalia; Rodentia; Cricetidae
Gene: Utp3
Product: UTP3 small subunit processome component
Exons: 1
Coding region: 203-1636 (477 amino acids)
Biological process (GO): maturation of SSU-rRNA from tricistronic rRNA transcript (SSU-rRNA, 5.8S rRNA, LSU-rRNA)
Cellular component (GO): nucleolus; small-subunit processome
Source: RefSeq, a predicted model, not a curated record
CGCGCGCUGCGCGGGGAGCAUCCUGGGAGCGGAAGGAAGCGGCCCUGCCAGCCGCGGAGCCGGUGCUUGGCGGCUCGCGUGGCGCGGAGCGUGUUUGGUGUUGAAAGCCUCCGGUUGCUGGGACUGUCGUUUCUGCGCGGAGGUCGGAAGUGCCGGGGAUCGCCGCGUCGCUGAGAGAGGGACACCGGACGGCGUGAGAGCCAUGGUGAAGAGAUCCCGGCGGCGUGGGGCGGCCCAGUGGGCAGCUGUGCGGGCCAAGGCAGGUCGCCCCGCCGCGGACGGAAAUGAGGAGGAUUUAGAGUCGCCGCCCUCUCCAGGGGACUCCAGCUACUACCAAGAUCAGGUAGACGAGUUCCAUGAGGCGCGAUCUCGGGCAGCCUUGGCUAAAGGCUGGAACGAAGUCGACAGCGGGGAGGAGGACGGUGAUGAGGAGGAAGAGGUGCUAGCCCUAGAUAUUGAUGAUGAAGACGGGGAAGAUGGAGAGAGUUCGGAGGACGAGGAGGAUGGCGAGGACAGUGACGAUAAUGACGAUGAUGGUGGGAGCUCUGUGCAGAGUGAGGCUGAGGCCUCUGUGGAUCCCAGCUUGUCCUGGGGUCAGAGGAAAAAGCUUUAUUAUGACACAGACUAUGGUUCCAAAUCCCGACGCCGUCAGAGUCAGCAAGAAGUAGAAGAGGAGGAAAGAGAGGAAGAGGAGGAGGCACAGGUCAUUCAGCGGCGCCUGGCCCAGGCCCUGCAAGAGGAUGAUUUUGGAGUCGCUUGGGUGGAGGCCUUUGCAAAACCAGUGCCCCAGGUAGAUGAAGCUGAGACUCGGGUCGUGAAGGAUUUGGCUAAAGUCUCGGUGAAAGAGAAGCUGAAAAUGUUGAGAAAAGAAUCACCAGAGCUCUUGGAGCUGAUAGAAGACCUCAAGGUCAAGUUGACAGAGAUGAAAGAUGAGUUAGAGCCGUUGUUACAGUUGGUGGAGAAAGGAGUCAUUCCCCCUGGAAAAGGAAGCCAGUACCUGAGGACCAAGUAUAACCUCUACUUGAACUACUGCGCCAACAUCAGCUUUUAUUUGAUCUUAAAAGCCAGGAGAGUUCCUGCACACGGACAUCCUGUUAUAGAAAGGCUUGUCACUUACAGAAAUCUGAUCAACGAGCUGUCCGUUGUGGAUCAGAAACUGUCCUCCGAAAUCCGUCACCUACUCACAGCCAAGGAUGGUGCUGUAAAGAAAGAACUGAAUCCAAAAGCAAAAUUAACCAAAACCAAGCCGAAGCCCGUUUCAGAGACGGCUGCUGCUGCUGCUGCUGAUCUGCCUGAUGACCCUGAUCUUGAUGAAGCGGCACUAAAAUACUCUAAGGAAAUGGAAGACCGGCAAAAGUUGAAAAGAAAGAAAGAAGAAAAUAAUGCUGAAGAACAGGCUCUCGAAGAGCAGAAUGCAAAGAGAGCUAUUACCUACCAGAUUGCUAAAAACAGGGGACUUACGCCUAGGAGGAAGAAGAUUGAUAGGAACCCCCGAGUCAAACAUAGGGAAAAGUUCAGAAGAGCCAAAAUUCGAAGGCGAGGUCAGGUUCGUGAAGUUCGCAGAGAAGAACAGCGCUAUAGUGGUGAACUGUCUGGCAUUCGUGCCGGAGUUAAAAAGAGCAUUAAGCUUAAGUAAAGUUACUCUUUGGCCUAGUUUUUGGCAUUAUUUUAGCUCAAUAAAAGUAUUUUGAACUAAAGUGA